Messenger RNA from Dentiscutata heterogama, 628 nucleotides. NCBI's taxonomy places the organism in Eukaryota, Fungi, Glomeromycota, Glomeromycetes, Diversisporales, Gigasporaceae. The record is from the annotation of a GenBank genome assembly.
AUGGCCGCCGUAGUGGCCCUGAAUAAUACUAACAUAACGGCCACCAUAAUCAAUGCACCAGAUGGUACUCUACUACCAGCAUUACUGGGUGAAGCUACUGGUGCCACAGUUAUUUCAGCACAUAAUAUUAAAAUAGAAAAAAAUAACAUGCUUUUGGGUGAAGAUAUUUAUAAUCAGCCAGCUACUAAGACAAAACCAAAAGCGCCUUUUUAUCAGGGUAUUACUACAGAAGAUGUUGAUAGGAUUGAAAAUAUUACUAAGGCUGAUUUACAAGCUGUAGCUAAAUCCUUGCAAGAGACUAUGUCUCAAGCAACUAAAACUCUAGAUAAUAGUAAAAAAUCAGCUGAUAAGAGAGUAGAAAAUACUGCCAUUAUACAUUUUUUGAGUGACUUACUAAGAAAAAAACCAUAUAUACACCCUGCCGAUGAAAAUAAUCAUGAUCCUGUAGAUGAUAUUUCAGAUAGCUUAGCAGGAUUAAUAUUAAAUAAGAAAACUAUUUGUAAAAUCCUCCAAAGUGAACUUAAAUUAAUUUUUCCAUCAAUAUUCCUCCCAAAUGCUAAUUCUGAUUCUAAUAAAGCUAAUACAUCAAAACAGAUACCUCCUAUACAGAAGAAAAUAGAGCCCCAAA